UUCAUGAUCUGCUACCAGCAGAAUGGUAACGUGAAGGAAAUGUUUUCAAUGGAACGGAUGUGAAGGCGGAGUCUGUCUUUUCUUUUGGGACUUUAGGCAGAGAGUCACAGGGUAGAAUAUAUCUCUACCUCCAUAAUCUACAACAGACUAGUGAGAAACAUCUCAUCUGGUUCACUUCGCCUGAACUCUGCAAACGACCGAUCGUAAACGAGUGUCUACAAUGAAUCAGGAAACACUCUCCCUCCAACCCUCCUCCUACCUACCCCUCCCGGAGUCCCCGUGUCGUUCCUCUCCCGGUAGCCCCUUACUGCUGGGUCUGAAGAGGCUGUCCGUGCUGCUGGUCGACUGCAGAAGAACACUGGAGCUAAGGGACAGUCCUAACUGUCACUCUCUCGGUAGAAGGGGCUUGUCAUCUUGGGAGGCUAAACAUGAUGCUGAGGAAGCAGAGAAAAGUCUCUCCAGAUCAGAACACCUCAAGAAACAACAGCAGAGACCCACAAGGAAGAAAUCUCACUGCUGCUCUGACUGUGGGAAGAGUUACACCUCUUCAGUAGGUCUUAGAAGACACCAGAGAAUUCAUACUGGAGAGAAACCUCACUGCUGCUCCCAGUGUGGAGCUAGCCUCUCCUCUGCCAGUGCACUAGAAGGACACAUGCGGAUUCACACUGGAGAAACCCAUACCAGUGCUCAGAAUGUGGGCAGAGAUUUAAAGACUUCAGUAGUUUAUGGGUACAUGAGAGAAUAAAACACACUGGCGAAAACCCCA
This is a messenger RNA of Salmo salar (Atlantic salmon), 766 nucleotides long. The record is from RefSeq and is a predicted model, not a curated record. NCBI's taxonomy places the organism in Eukaryota, Metazoa, Chordata, Actinopteri, Salmoniformes, Salmonidae.